Messenger RNA from Hyposmocoma kahamanoa, 2607 nucleotides. RefSeq names its product integrin beta pat-3-like. The transcript is spliced from 8 exons. Gene Ontology annotation, cellular component: integrin complex; focal adhesion; cell surface. The record is from RefSeq and is a predicted model, not a curated record. NCBI's taxonomy places the organism in Eukaryota, Metazoa, Arthropoda, Insecta, Lepidoptera, Cosmopterigidae. Gene Ontology annotation, molecular function: integrin binding. The coding region runs from base 28 to 2358 and encodes 776 amino acids. Gene Ontology annotation, biological process: cell migration; cell-matrix adhesion; cell adhesion mediated by integrin.
GUUGCCAAAUUGUGGCUUUUUUUGUUAAUGUUAAAAUGCUCUGCUUUUGUAGCAUGGACUAUGUGUAGCGAUCACAAAACUUGUGGCGAUUGCAUUAAGGAUUCUUUACAAUGCCAGUGGUGUGCAAUGGAUGAUUACAAUGCUACUAAUAGAUGUAUAGCAGCCAAUGAAACUUUCAACAAAUGCGAUUUGUUUGAAAACCCUCAAAGUGAACAAACAGUAUCUUUAAACAACAAUUACAGCUCUGGUAGUAACUCCACGGAGACAAAUGUUACCAUAACACAAAUAAGACCUCAGAGUUACUCCAUUAAACUACGUCCAGGACAAAGCGUAGAUUUCAAAAUAAACUUCAAAAGCGCUACGGAUUAUCCUGCCGAUUUAUACUUCCUCGUUGAUUCUUCGUCAUCGAUGAAGCUAAUUCAUAAAGCGAUUAUUGAUGCCAGCAAAGAAAUCUACGAGAAAAUGCGAAGCAAGACCAAAAACGUUUACAUAGGAUUGGGAUCGUUCAUUGACAAGAAUACAUUACCUUUUAUAACGAAGAUUGAUAAAGACAAUCCAAUUUCAUCAUACCGACACCUCUUAAGUUUAACUACAGAUUACAAAGAAUUUCAGACAGCGGUUACUAAUAUGAGUAUUAGCAAAAAUGUUCGCGAUGAUGGGUUCACUUCAGGUGGUUUUGAUGCUCUUGCCCAGGCAAUGGUUUGCACCGACGAAAUUGGAUGGAGAAAAGAUUCAACAAAAAUAAUAAUAUACAUGUCUGAUGCACUAUUUAGUAUUGCUGGAGACGGGAAAGCAGCAGGCAUCACGCAGCCCUACGAUGGCAAAUGUUACACCAAAAAUGGUACAUAUACAAAAGAACUAGAAAUGGACUUUCCUUCCAUAGGAAUUAUUCGCAAAUUAGCAGCAGAUUCUGACAUGACAAUCAUAUUUAUUGUCGAUGCGGCUAAUGACAUUCAAGAAAAAUACAUACAGCUGACAAAACCUAUUAAGAGAUCUAAACAUAAGUAUUUUCAAAAGUUCCUUUUGGGUGGUGCACCAACAGCCCAAUUUGAAGGCACAAUAGAAAACACUUUGUCGGAUAUUUACGAGAACAUAACACGUACUUUAAAACUUAAAGACCAUAUGACGGCGACAGACAGAAAGUUUAUAGAGAUUAAAUACAAUCCAGAUUGCACCAGCAAACGAUCUGACAACGAUCCUUACUUAAAAAGCUACUGUACAGUGUUACAUGAUAAAGAAAAUACGCUAACUGGAACUAUUUCUCUUUCAAAAUAUUAUAAAGAGGAUCGAAUAUCCGUCGACAUCGCAAUUGAAGGCAUUAAUGAAAGGUUAACAUUGGAUGUUCAAGUUAUCAAUUGUGAUUGUGCAAAACGACCGGAAGCCAAAUCUAAAUAUUGUUAUGGAAAUGGGACUAAAACAUGUGGAACAUGCCACUGCGACCCAGAUCGAUAUGGUUCAAAAUGCGAGUGCAUGAAGAACAACAAUACUCUUGACGACAACGCGGGCUGCAAAAGUCCAGGAUCUGAUUUGCUGUGCAGCGGACGCGGCAUCUGCUCCUGUGGAAUCUGUGAAAAAUGCUCCCAAGGGUUCAACGGUAAAUUCUGCCACUGCAGCGAUCUCAGCUGUACCCACAAGUGCUACGAGCGCGGCGUGUGUGACUGCGGCAAGUGCAAGGACUGUCAAGGCUCCUGGACAGGGGACGACUGCAACUGCUCCAAGCUUCCUUGCCAAAUGAUUAACGGAAAAGAAUGUAAUGGCCGCGGUAAAUGUAAAUGCGCUGAAUGUGAGUGUGAACCAAUUGACUCAUUAUGGGAUGCCCGCCGCUCGCAAAACAAAAAUAAUUGCAAAAUACACGAAUGUGCCGACUGCCACCAGAAACAAUGCCAACUGCUCACUCCAUGCGCUGUAUGUCAAUACGAUAACAUUAAAUAUAACAGAAAUAAACACUGCGCAUCUUGUUUUACGAGUAUAAUCGUUCAUAAGACCCCAAAAGUGAACAACACAAUGACUUGUCAAGAUGUUCCUCUAGAAAACGAUAUAGGAUGCUACACCGAAUUCCAGUAUCGAUACAGCGACGAUAUUUACCAAAUAGAUUUGUUUGUUAACGAUAAACAUAAUUGUCUACAAAGUUAUUAUAUGUACGGUGGCAUAAUGCUUGUGACCAUGUUAGUGAUAGGUAUUUUAACGCUAAUCGCAUGGAAAGUAUUGACGGACGCCAGGGACCGGCGUGAAUAUGAAAGAUUCUUGGAGGAACACAGGGGUGACACGAGUGGACCAUGUCAAAAUCCUAUUUACGAACCAGCUAGUACAACAUUCCGCAACCCUGCCUUCAGGAAGAAAUCUGUGGACUUCGACUAAAUUUACAGUUGUAGGCAUUCUCAUGUCGAUGGUUGUACGUAACAUUACAUUGAAAAAUAAAUUGUGUUUUGUUUUUUAGUUGCAGUAAGUAAGAUUACUAUUAUCCCGCCCGUUUGUAAAAGUAUAAUAUUAUUUCGUAAAAAUACACACGCACAUAUUAUGUACUAUGUAGUUUCGAACUUACAUCAUUAUUAUGAUAACGUAAAAACAAUACUUAGUAAGUCAAUAUAUAUUUAAAAGCAGUAUUUU